GGGCUGGGAUUGAGUCGGGCGGGCAGAGGCAGGAUGUUCAGCUGGAUGGGGCGGCAAACAGGCGGACGGGAUCGGCCCGGCGGGGCGGAUGCGGUGCAGACGGUGACGGGCGGCCUGCGCUCGCUCUACCUGCGCAAGGUGCUGCCGCUGGAGGAGGCAUACCGCUUCCACGAGUUCCACUCGCCGGCGCUGGAAGACGCCGACUUCGACAACAAGCCCAUGGUGUUGCUGGUGGGCCAGUACAGCACGGGCAAGACCACCUUCAUCCGGUACUUACUGGAACAAGAUUUUCCAGGUAUGAGGAUUGGUCCAGAGCCCACAACAGAUUCUUUUAUUGCUGUGAUGUAUGGAGAAACUGAGGGCAGCACCCCUGGAAAUGCUUUAGUUGUGGAUCCCAAAAAACCAUUCCGAAAACUUAGUCGCUUUGGAAAUGCAUUCCUGAACCGGUUCAUGUGUUCCCAGUUGCCUAACCAAGUUCUGAAGAGCAUAAGCAUCAUUGACAGCCCUGGAAUUCUAUCUGGAGAGAAGCAACGUAUCAGCAGAGGUUAUGACUUCUGCCAGGUCCUACAGUGGUUUGCUGAGCGUGUUGACAGAAUCAUCCUUCUCUUUGAUGCUCACAAACUUGAUAUCUCUGAUGAAUUCUCAGAAGCCAUCAAAGCCUUCCGGGGCCAGGAUGACAAGAUCCGUGUUGUUUUGAACAAGGCUGACCAAGUGGACACUCAGCAACUUAUGAGAGUCUAUGGUGCACUCAUGUGGUCUUUGGGGAAGGUGAUCAAUACUCCAGAAGUCCUUCGAGUCUAUAUCGGCUCCUUCUGGGCCCAGCCCCUUCAGAAUACCGACAACCGAAGGCUCUUUGAAGUGGAAGCCCAAGAUCUCUUCAGAGAUAUCCAGAGUCUUCCUCAGAAGGCAGCUGUGCGCAAACUCAAUGACCUCAUCAAGAGAGCGAGGCUGGCCAAGGUCCACGCUUACAUCAUCAGCCACCUGAAGAAGGAGAUGCCAGCAGUCUUUGGAAAAGAGAAUAAGAAGAGGGAACUUAUCAGUCGGUUACCAGAAAUCUAUCUCCAGCUACAGCGAGAGUACCAGAUCUCAGCGGGCGAUUUCCCUGAGGUCAAAUUGAUGCAGGAGCAGUUGGAAAACUAUGACUUCACUAAAUUCCACUCCCUGAAGCCAAAAUUGAUUGAAGCUGUGGACAACAUGCUGACGAACAAGAUCUCCUCCUUAAUGAACCUCAUCAGCCAAGAAGAACUCAACAUGCCCACACAGAUGGUUCAUGGUGGAGCUUUUGAUGGAACCAAUGAGGGGCCCUUCAACCAAGGCUACGGAGAAGGAGCCAAGGAAGGAGCCGAUGAGGAGGAAUGGGUCGUAGCCAAGGACAAACCAGCCUAUGAUGAGCUCUUUUAUACCCUGUCACCCGUCAAUGGCAAGAUAUCUGGUGUCAAUGCCAAGAAGGAAAUGGUGACCUCCAAACUGCCCAACAGUGUCUUGGGCAAGAUCUGGAAACUCGCAGACUGCGACAAUGAUGGCAUGUUGGACGAGGAAGAAUUUGCGUUGGCCAAACAUCUCAUCAAAAUUAAAUUAGAUGGUUAUGAAUUGCCCAACAAUUUACCACCUCACCUUGUACCCCCCUCCCACCGGAAAUCUCUGUCAAAUCUAGAUUGAGCCAAGAAGGAUCUUUGGCCUGGGAAUCUGGAGAUCUGGGAUCUAGUCCUCAAUUUACCACUCUCUCACUGUGUGACUGAGCAAGUCAAUUCAUUUUACUCAGUUUCCUCAUCUUUAAAAUAAGGAGGGUGAACUAGUUGACCUUUUCCGUUUUCUUCCAACUCUAAAAUUUAAAGGGUUCCGUUCUAGGUCAGGGGUUAGAAAAGGGAUAUGGGAGAAAGAAUGAGAAGGGAGCAAAAUCGUCCAAUGGGUUCCUCAGAAGCCUAGUGAAACCAUGAAUCGAAAUUGGACUUUCUGGUAAAUUCAACUGUGCAUCCAUCACUUUCUACUUGAACCACCAAAAUCACCAUCUGCAGCAGACUUUCUGCGGCUGCUUAGUUCUGUUUAGCAUCAGUAAACAACUGCUGGAGCUGCUUUUACUAUUCAGAGGUCACAGAGAGAGAGAGAGGAAUUGUCUUAUUUAUUUGUCUUCUGCCAUCUUUAGGAAGAAACCAGUGAUUGACUCCACAAUUGCCAAGCUACUUUUUGAAACCUCAAAACCUAGACUUGAAAAU
Molecule: messenger RNA, 2213 nt
Organism: Gracilinanus agilis (Agile Gracile Mouse Opossum)
Lineage: Eukaryota; Metazoa; Chordata; Mammalia; Didelphimorphia; Didelphidae
Gene: EHD4
Product: EH domain containing 4
Exons: 6
Coding region: 34-1659 (541 amino acids)
Biological process (GO): endosomal transport; endocytosis
Cellular component (GO): cytoplasm; plasma membrane
Molecular function (GO): calcium ion binding; GTP binding; protein binding
Source: RefSeq, a predicted model, not a curated record